Messenger RNA from Hordeum vulgare subsp. vulgare (domesticated barley), 945 nucleotides. Its product is annotated as LRR receptor kinase SERK2-like. The coding region runs from base 58 to 732 and encodes 224 amino acids. The record is from RefSeq and is a predicted model, not a curated record. Gene Ontology annotation, molecular function: protein binding. NCBI's taxonomy places the organism in Eukaryota, Viridiplantae, Streptophyta, Magnoliopsida, Poales, Poaceae. The transcript has 6 exons.
UCGUCUAGCAUCUCAGUGUGCCCAACCCAACACACCUCAAGCUUCCUCCUUGCAGCAAUGGCGGCUCUGUCCGGAGCAGCGCUCGUCCUCGCCGGUCUCCUUGCUCUUGCAGCCAUCGCCAGCGGCAACACCGAAGGCGACAUCCUCUACAGGCAAAGGCAGGAACUGAAGGACAUCAACAACGUGCUGACGAGCUGGGAUCCCACGCUUGUCAACCCCUGCACUUGGUUCCAUGUCACCUGCAACAGCGACAACUCCGUCGUCCGAGUGGACUUGGGGAAUGCAAGCCUCUCAGGCUCCCUGGUUCCUGAAUUGGGACAAAUGGUGAACCUUCAGUACCUGGAGCUGUUUGGGAACAACAUCAGUGGACCGAUACCAGCAACCCUCGGAAACCUGACACGCCUGGUCAGCCUUGGCCUCUACAACAACCGUCUCACCGGCAUGAUACCGGCCUCGCUCGGGAACAUCGGGACGCUGCGUUUCCUGAGGCUGAAUGGGAACAAGCUGACAGGAGGUAUACCUGCGUCAUUGGGCAAUCUAACGAAGCUUCAAACUUUGGAGCUUCAGGAGAACAUGCUGACCGGCAUGGUGCCGCUGGAUGUCCUAUCUCUUGUUCUUUUUGGGGACUUGACUGAACUUAACGUUGCCAAGAACAGUCUGGCCGGCACUGUCAAAUCAUCUAAAACAAGAGUAGCUACAAUCAUCCAGGACACGCUCAAGACUACACGCUGAGCAGCAGUGACAACCUGAACUUUUGUAAGAAUAAACUGAAUGUCUUUUCCUUCUGAAACUGCUGGGAGAGGCUGUAGCCUUUUAUCCCGUUAAGAGUCCAGAGCUUACCUCCAUUUCAGGAGAAAAAAAAGGGAAAAGUGAAAGGUGAUUUAAUACUACAUUGUAAUCAGUGCGACUUUGUAAUAAUGAAUCUUCAUGUGCAUCUUUACUGCA